AUGGGUGAUAGCUGGAUAGAGGGGCAGGAUGUGACACUCGACUCGCUGCUGAGAGUCGGAUUGGGUCAGGUGUUGAUCUCUGGCGCCUCUCCCACUUGUCACCAACCCCAUCUCCAUGGCCACAAUGUUGAAUUACCCCCCAGCCUCAGGCUGAGGGACUCUGCACUUCCCUCGGUCAGCCGGACCUCCCGCUGUGAAGACACAAACAAACCAGCAGAGAGUGGGACAUUUUGCUUCGCUGUGUUUAUCAAGUGUGAGGCCCUGAAGGUCAUUGAGCAGGAGCCCCGCACUGGCAAGGUUGCAACAUUGAGAAACCCCUAUACGACUGCUACGUUCCUGUGCGCGGCGAUGGACAAUACCAUCGUUCUCCUUCAGUGGUAUGAGCCUCUACAGAAGUUCAUGAUCCUCAAGCAAGUCAGCCUCACACUCCCGAACCCUCUGCAAAUCUUCGAGCUGCUGGUCUUCCCUGGUGAAGAGUAUCCACACGUGUGCCUGGGCGUCCGGGCUCCCAUGCAAUCCCACCAGGUCCUGCAUUUUGACACCAUCCAGCUUACCGCCACGGGAUCGCUUGGACCAGAGAAACAGCCAGAGACUUCAUUGAUGAAUGCCAGCCACGUUUCACAGCUCGACCGGGACAACGUCCUUGUCUGUGUUGACAAUUGUGUGAAGAUUGUGAGCUUACAUGGGGAGCCACGUCACAGCUUGGCAACCGAGCUCAGCUUCCGAUUUUGCGUCCACACAGUCGUCUGCCUGCAGGACAGUGUCCUAGCAUUUUGGAGUCACGGGAUGCAGGGCCAGAGUCUUCACUCAAACGAGAUCACUCAGGAGAUUACGGAUGAAACAAGGAUGUUCCGUGUGCUUGGCACCCAGAGGGAUAUAAUUCUGGAGAGCACCCCUACAGACAACCCCGCAGCUCACAGCAACCUGUACAUCCUGACCGGCCAUGAGAGCACCUACUGACACAGGCGCUGAGCAGAGAGGCAUCAUGUGCGGAAAUCCAGACAGGAGCAGUGGAAACCUCAGGAAAAUAGGAUGUGGACCAGCACAGCCUUUUGUUAAUUAUUAUUUAAGUUGCGUGUGAGGGCGUGGAUUAAAUUGUAAAUUGACUUUC
Molecule: messenger RNA, 1111 nt
Organism: Rhincodon typus (whale shark)
Lineage: Eukaryota; Metazoa; Chordata; Chondrichthyes; Orectolobiformes; Rhincodontidae
Product: mitogen-activated protein kinase kinase kinase kinase 5-like
Exons: 9
Coding region: 1-960 (319 amino acids)
Source: RefSeq, a predicted model, not a curated record